UAUUUGUGUUUCCUUUGUUAUAUAUCAUAUUACAUUAAAAAAAAUGUCGGCUUUAGCGACGGACGAUUUGCAGAGAAUAUUCAAGAAUCUCGACAAGAACGGCGACGGAUUCGUGAGCUCAGAAGAACUCCUCUUCCUUCUCCAAAGAAUCGGUGUCCAACAAUUCUCCCUCCAAGAUAUCGAAUCGAUUUUCUCGAAACCCAGACUCGAUCUGGUCGAGUUCUUGAUAUUUUACGACUCCAUCUCGAAAAAAAAUGGCCAAGAAUCCGAUCACGUCGACGGCGAGGACGAGACCCGAGAUCUAGCUGAGGCGUUUAGAGUGUUCGAUCUCGAUGGGAACGGAGUUAUCUCUUCCGACGAGCUCCAGAGCGUCUUGUCGAGACUCGGGCUUUGGGAAGAGACGAGCGGAGAUGAUUGUAGGAGAAUGAUUAGGGUUUACGAUACGAAUCUUGACGGCGUUCUUGAUUUUGAUGAGUUCAAGAACAUGAUGCUUAGUGCUUAGAACGUUGUCUUCUCUCUUUCUUAAUGUUGUUUUGUCGCGUAAGUGAUUUGUCUAUUCCUCGAACUUCAUGUCAUGUAGUUUCAUUAAUUUGGA
Molecule: messenger RNA, 595 nt
Organism: Tarenaya hassleriana
Lineage: Eukaryota; Viridiplantae; Streptophyta; Magnoliopsida; Brassicales; Cleomaceae
Product: probable calcium-binding protein CML44
Exons: 1
Coding region: 44-502 (152 amino acids)
Molecular function (GO): calcium ion binding
Source: RefSeq, a predicted model, not a curated record